This is a messenger RNA of Salvia splendens (bonfire salvia), 756 nucleotides long. Its product is annotated as myb-related protein 2-like. The transcript has 6 exons. NCBI's taxonomy places the organism in Eukaryota, Viridiplantae, Streptophyta, Magnoliopsida, Lamiales, Lamiaceae. Gene Ontology annotation, molecular function: DNA-binding transcription factor activity; DNA binding. The record is from RefSeq and is a predicted model, not a curated record. Bases 1 to 756 code for a protein of 251 amino acids.
AUGGAAACAACAAGAGAUCCCAGUGGCUCUUCCGGGUGGGCAGCAACCCCUUUUGGUGCCGAGGAUAGUGUAUCUGAAGAUGAGAAUGAGCAUCACCCCCUUGAACUGGCGCCGCCGCAAAAUAAUCUUAAAACUGAUUCGGACUUCCGGCUGUUGUCUCCGAAGCAGCGCCUACGGUGGACCCCGGAGAUGCACGAAAAGUUCAUUGAGGCCGUCGCCGAACUCGGUGGCCGAUAUAAGGCAACGCCUAAAUCAAUUUCAAAAUUGAUGGGAAUAGAAGGAAUAACUCUCUUUCAUAUCAAGAGUCAUUUGCAGAAAUUCAGGCUUGGGAAGACUGGAUCAGAGAUGAGGAAAAAGGAUUUCAUACCGCUCAACUAUUACCGAAAAGGAGAUGAUAUAUUGCCGCCAGUGAACCAGAGAGCCGAGGAAUCUUCUGCCCCAAGUGAAUUUAACAUUAAUGGAAGCAAUAUAGCUGGAGCUGAGGCGUAUGGCAAUCUCCAUCUACUAGUUGAGAACCCUCAGGCUGCGGCUGAGAAGUUUGAAACGCCAGAGAAAAUUUCUGGCCAAAAUAUAAAAGAAGCAGCAUCUACAGCUGGUGGUUCUAAAUCGCCGGAGGCAGCAAAACCUACUCUGUUGUCGUUGUUCCCGACAUGCGAAUGGCCAGAAUAUCUCCCUGCGAGAAGCCAGAAUAUUUCCAUGGACUCAGACAAUACGCCCAACCUCCACCUCUCCGCCCCACAGUAUCAUCAUCCUUAA